Salvia splendens (bonfire salvia) is the source of this 1965-nucleotide messenger RNA. Its product is annotated as F-box protein At5g62510-like. The coding region runs from base 612 to 1091 and encodes 159 amino acids. The record is from RefSeq and is a predicted model, not a curated record. NCBI's taxonomy places the organism in Eukaryota, Viridiplantae, Streptophyta, Magnoliopsida, Lamiales, Lamiaceae. The transcript has a single exon. Gene Ontology annotation, molecular function: protein binding.
UCUAUUUUAUUUUAUUUUAUUUUCUCUUCUUCACUUAAAUUAUUAAAUUUCAUCGUCAUAAAAUUUCGAAUCAAUUUGUCUCAAGCACACAGACGACUGCAGCGGCGCCGCUCUCCAGUUCCGCCGUCUCCACCGCAUUCCGAAAUAAGGUGAAUCAUUACAAUAAGCUUUCUUAUUUCACAUCUACAGUUUUCUAUUUCUCUGUUUGUAGCUCUUAAUAUGCCUUUGUUAUCGGGAUUUCGCAGUAAAUUGAUGCUUAUUUUACUCUUUUAUCUACUUGUUGUAGAUAUUGCUUUAUCGGUAUCAAAUUUGCUGAAUAUAGUCUUGUGAAAUGCGUUAGGGCUUUAGACUUAUAUUCAAUUUUGUUGUAUUCCUGCAUUUUGAUGCUCUAUAAUAUGGAGAUUUUGUUGCUCAAUUUUGUGUAUAUAUAACCUAGAACCGUUUUUAUAUGGAUUUGGGAUUUGGCCUAAUAUCAGUUUUUGUGAUAUUAUGAUUUUGAUGUUGUAAAUAGCAGAUUAAUAAUUUGAUGUUGCUCUGUUUUACAUUUUUUUUGUGUUAAUGAUCAAGGGGUUAUUACACACCGAGAGAGGAAAACUACGGGUAAUUCCAAAAUGGGCGAAGAUUUCUUCGAAUAUCUACCAUCAGAAAUCGUAGUAAAUAUCCUCUCAAGACUCCCCAUUCAAGACGCUAUGGCUUGCAAGUGUGUUUGUAAACCAUGGCUUGUUCUUCUCGCUACCCCUGAGUUUGUGAAUUCCCAUCUUUCUAUAUCAGUCCCAGGCAUUGCUGUUGAAACACACUCAAAGUCAUUCUACGUCAUGGAGAUCGUGGAUGAGCUAUGCGAUGAGGAGCAUCGGUAUACAGCCUUCAACUUCAAACUGCCCUUUGAUGAGCCAAUCCAUAGUUCUGCUAAUGGUUUGAUCUUUCUAAGAGGCGUCGGUCGUGGUGAUCUUAUCCUGUGCAAUCCAGUCACACGUGACUAUAUCAAGCUCCCUUCUCCUCGACAAACCACCUCAGAACAUCAGCUUGUAUAUGAGAAUAUUGGAUUUGGAGUGAGCAGAACGACUGGCCAAUAUAAGGUGGUCACUACAUGAGGAGUACAAAAAACCACGACAUGAGUACACAAAUGAGUGCCAAGUAUACACUGUUGGAACCGGAAUGUGGAGAAAUGUUCCCCUCGGUAGCCUACACCUUUUUCUUGACAAGCUUGGAGGGUUCCUUUUUAAUGGAAAUCUUCAUUGGAGGGUAGUUGAGAAAAUUGGAGAUGACUUGAUUGAAUGGAUUUUUUGCCUUGAUCUUGAAACAGAACUUUUUAGCACCUUUGCUACAACACCCUAUAUCCAUGGUGUAAGUCCCUACUAUAUUAAGACACCAUGUGUUUUGAGGGAUUGCCUCUGUUUGUGCUAUAAAACUGGUACAAAUGUUCGUGAGCUUGCAAUUUGGUCGAUGAAGGAAUAUGGGAAUGAAAAAUCUUGGACAAUGGAAGUUUUGACCGGUCCAGCUUUCGGAGGAUAUUCUGUACUUCAUGCUUGCCCGUUCAAAGUUUUCGAGAAUGGUGACAUCUUGCUGGAAUGUGAUAGGGAGAAUCUAUGCUGCUACUCCAACAAGACUAAAACUUACUAUGACUUCUUUAUUUGAGAUUGUGAUGAGUAUAUAUCUACGACCAUGUAUACCCCAAGCUUUCUCACUCUGAAGAAUUUUGUGAUGGAGAAUGUGAGCUCAUUUUGAGCUGUGACUGCCAUUUGAUGUCUGCUGAUGAAAUACAUGAAUGGUGAGGGAUGCUCUUACUAGUUAGUUUCUUUGGAUUAGGCCUAAAAACCAUUUAGUAUUGUACUUUGCAGAAAUUGUUGUUAUGCAUACCAAAUUUACCAACUUACUUUUUGUGGAAUGGAUUAGGGAUUAGGCCUAAAUUCAAAAUUGUAAUAUUAGGAUUUGCAUAAUGAAGACUAACAUUGAUGUUGCUAGUUA